CUGUAAAACCCCUUACACACUUAAAAUACAGUCUGCUGCCACUAUGAUGAACCUAUUAACAGCCUUUUUACUAAUGAUGAUAACAGGACACAGUACAUCUGAAUAUGUCCACAGUCUUAGCUGCAACUAUGAGCCUAUGAAGAAUGUGUCUGACACAAGAAUAUGGUGCAAGAGAGAUGCCCAGAACGAAAACUGCUGUACAGGGUUUGCAUUUAGGCCAGGUGUCAGCACUUUAGAAGAUGGUGAAAUACAUGUAGAGGAUGAUGGAAAGUCCUUUGUUGUGUCCAUGUCGACACUGACUCAAGGAGAGGGAGUCUACUGGUGCGGGUUGAUGGAUAAAGACAAGAAAUCCAUUGUUAAACUGAACCAGAAGCACUUUUACCUUUCGCUGAACUUUUUCUGGUCCAUACUCCGCUGGAUUAUAUUUAUUUUGCUUGCUUUGAUGUUCAUCUCAAUUAACAUUUAUAUAAACAGGAAAUAUGGAAAUGAAAAAAACACACAUGAAGUCAUUAGGAUGCGGGUGAUGGAAUAAAGUGGCUACAUUGGCCAAAGACAUGAAGAAAACAUGGUCUGACAUCAGUUUACAUUACACAGUUCCUAAUUGUU
Messenger RNA from Triplophysa rosa, 606 nucleotides. RefSeq lists its product as uncharacterized. The record is from RefSeq and is a predicted model, not a curated record. Bases 44 to 532 code for a protein of 162 amino acids. The transcript is spliced from 5 exons. Lineage: Eukaryota; Metazoa; Chordata; Actinopteri; Cypriniformes; Nemacheilidae.